Messenger RNA from Teleopsis dalmanni, 539 nucleotides. RefSeq lists its product as uncharacterized. Bases 43 to 519 code for a protein of 158 amino acids. The record is from RefSeq and is a predicted model, not a curated record. NCBI's taxonomy places the organism in Eukaryota, Metazoa, Arthropoda, Insecta, Diptera, Diopsidae. The transcript is spliced from 3 exons.
UAUAACAAACGUUGUAGAACAACGUUUUUGCAGAACAGCACAAUGAAAAUAAUUUUACCAUUAUUUUAUUUAGCAACAUUUUGCAUAAUUGCUAAUACACAGAUAGCCAUGCGACCCCCACAAAAGUCUAUAGUGCCGGCAUAUUAUGAUUAUUGUUUUACUGGUUGUGAUCUUACUUGUCCUCAAUUGGUAUUUGGAGUAAAAUGCGUGUUCAAAAAUGGUUGCCGGAGAGGAUAUUUCUGUGGUUCUGGAUAUGUGAGAAAUGUCAACUCACAUAAUGAAUGUAUAUCCGAAGACAGGUGCAAGCUUAUGUAUUGUAGUGUACAAUAUAGGAAGAACUAUGCUUUUUGUGAAAAGAAUUGUCAAAACGUUAUACAAAAAACUGAGUGUAAAAAUGAUUUUAGUAAACCGCGGCGCUCAGGUUACUUCUGUUCUUCUAGCUUUGUGCGACGUACAGAUGAACACAGUGAGUGUAUACCAGAGAGAUUAUGUCAUGAAGCCUUGCAUCAUCACGGUUAAUUGAAAAAUGUUAUAUAAAA